CGGUAUGUUCACGAACACUGCGCAUACGCAGUGGAGUGUGUAGAAAUACGACUUAGCGGUAACGUGCUACUCCGUUAGCUUUGUGUACAUUUUUGUUUUAAAGAGCUUUUAUCGUGAAAACACAGACUCUUCCGCAACGUUUACCAAGGGGGGCUGAUAUUCAUCCCUCAAAUUCCCAGGGAUCCCUCAGCCUGCCCCGAUGAAGGCUGAGCAAGACGGAGACAUUCUCGAAGAGGACUCUACUGAGGAGAAUGGAGUCCAGAGGAACCAGUACAGCACCAUCUCUCCCCCCGCCUCACCUGAGGUCCAGGAAGAGCCCUUCUCCACAUACUUUGAGGAUAAGGUGCCCAUUCCUGAGAGUGUCAACCAGGUAUUCAGUUUCCGUAAACUCUGGGCCUUCACUGGACCAGGGUUUUUGAUGAGCAUCGCUUACUUGGACCCAGGAAACAUCGAAUCUGACCUGCAGUCUGGAGCUAAAGCUGGCUUUAAGCUCCUAUGGGUUCUUCUUGUAGCCACCAUUAUCGGGUUGCUGUUGCAGAGGUUAGCUGCACGCCUUGGGGUCGUAACGGGGAUGCAUCUGGCUGAAGUUUGUAAUCGCCAGUAUCCCACUGUUCCUCGGAUCAUCCUUUGGAUGAUGGUCGAACUAGCAAUCAUUGGCUCAGACAUGCAGGAAGUCAUUGGCUGUGCCAUAGCUCUCAACCUCCUCUCUGUGGGCAGGAUCCCACUGUGGGCAGGAGUCCUCAUCACCAUCACUGACACAUUUGUGUUCCUCUUUCUAGACAAAUACGGGCUGAGGAAACUUGAAGCCUUCUUUGGCUUUCUCAUCACUGUAAUGGCUAUUAGCUUUGGUUACGAGUAUGUGCUGGUAAAGCCAGACCAAGGGGAGCUGCUGAAGGGGAUGUUUGUACCUUACUGUGCUGGCUGUGGGCCUCUGCAGCUGGAGCAGGCAGUGGGAAUUGUGGGUGCUGUCAUCAUGCCCCACAACAUCUACCUGCACUCUGCUCUGGUCAAAUCUCGGGACAUUGAUCGCAAAAAUAAGAAGGAUGUAAAGGAAGCCAACAAGUACUAUUUUAUCGAGUCAACUGUUGCUCUCUUCAUCUCUUUUCUCAUAAACGUAUUUGUCGUGGCUGUCUUUGCUCAGGCCUUCUACAAUAAGACCAACAUGGAAGUGAAUGCAAUGUGCAAUGCAACAGGCAGUCCUCACACAGAUCUCUUCCCUCUGAACAACGGCACAUUGGAAGUGGACAUCUACAAAGGGGGCGUCGUGCUUGGCUGUUUUUUUGGCCCUGCAGCUCUAUACAUCUGGGCCAUAGGAAUCCUGGCUGCUGGACAGAGCUCCACGAUGACAGGCACUUACUCUGGGCAGUUUGUGAUGGAGGGUUUCCUGAACCUGCGGUGGUCUCGAUUUGCGCGAGUGCUGUUGACCCGCUCCAUCGCCAUCACACCUACUCUGCUGGUAGCCAUUUUCCAGGAUGUGCAGCAUCUGACGGGCAUGAAUGACUUCCUCAAUGUGCUUCAAAGCAUGCAGCUUCCAUUUGCUUUGAUCCCAAUUCUGACCUUCACCAGUCUGACAUCCAUCAUGAAUGACUUUGCAAACGGAAUGGUGUGGAAGAUUUCUGGAGGCAUUGUCAUCCUGCUGGUUUGUGCAAUCAACAUGUAUUUUGUGGUGGUUUAUGUGACCGCACUGAACAGUGUGCUGCUCUACGUCGUCGCUGCUCUCCUCUCCGUUGCCUAUCUGUGCUUUGUAGGCUACCUGGCAUGGCACUGUCUGGUCGCUUUGGGGGUUUCCUGCCUGGACUUUGGCAGCAGGAUACAAAUUGGACUUCCACGACACACAGACAUUUACCUGCUCAACGACAUGGAAGUCGAUCCCGCGGUUGAGAGAUAGGACGACGUGUUCUGAGUGGACGUGGCGCUGUGGUGACUGACGGACACUGACUCACUUGAGCAACGCAUGGGACGAACCCAGGGGCUCGGUCAGUAGGAGUUCAUCUUCACCUCUCGGUGCCUAACACAUUUCUAAGUGCACUUGAUGUGAGCCCACAGAUGUCUAAUCGUGUUUGUUUUUCCACGUACAUGGCUGAAAACAUGCUGCAGGUCUGUGACGAGACAAUUGUGCAAAUUAUGAUAUAAAAAACGGGCUAAAAAAAAAUUAGGCUUGUUUCGAACAUGUGGUUCUUGUGACCUCAAUUCACUUAACAAUUUAGAAUUGCAAAAAAAAACGUGUAUUUGGCCAUUUAGUUUGUUCUUGUAUAUGUUAUUAAUAUAAGAAAAAAAGUCACCAAAGCUAUGUUUAAAAGUGGGACCAAGUGGCCACCCCUUUUAUCUAAUUUAUAUUUAAAUAAAUAUUUAAAUUAAUAUAAAGUACAAACAGUCUUGUAACAUGUUACGUAUGGACAUAACUAUAUAAAAGCUAUAUAAAGUGUUUAAAUGUGAUUUAAACACUUUAUCGUGUCGUUUUUUUAAUCACGUAAGAGAAUGACAGUUUCAUGUCACUUUUUCUUACAUUAAUGCAAAAAAUAUUUUUGUAAUAUGUUUUGCUCUUGGAGAUGUUCACAUCUGUUUGUCUUUUUACAGCUAACUCAACUAAAGUUAAUGUGGUAAGAUGUGAAAAUAAAUUAUUUCAGUGGUUCCUGGUGCUGGGAUCCAUAAAAGACAACAGCACACACUUUUAGCCACAUGAUAAUACAUGUAUGGGUUUUGUAGCACAUGUAUACAUUCCCAUUCAGUAUGUGAAUGAAAAACCUUCACAACUUCGGCCAGUGUGUUUUUAAGAUGUGCUCAUUUAUGAGUGGUUUGUCAUUUUUAUAAAGUGCUCCUUGGACUUUUAUGUCGUUUUUUUAAAUUUGUUUUGCUUUAGCAUGUUGGGGCAUUAGAGGCAAGUAGUAGUUUUUUGUUUUUUUUGAUGAAGCCAAAUUUGUGAAGAGUGUGUAUAGGUGUACAUAAGUGCACUUGGGUUACAUGGAAUACAAGACUUUCUGGAAUGAAAAUGAACACGGGAGAAUGCUAUGGUUGUGCAAACAGAGGACAGACAGUAAAUGAUGUAAUGUGUAUGGGACGCAUGGGACAUUCUUACUGUCUUGGUUUUAUUAGGAGUUUGUAGUUGUUCAUGAACAAGUUUGACUGCUGGGCAACAAAGUGUUAGUUUGACAAAUGCCUAUAACUGUUGAA
Messenger RNA from Solea solea (common sole), 3171 nucleotides. RefSeq names its product natural resistance-associated macrophage protein 2-like. NCBI's taxonomy places the organism in Eukaryota, Metazoa, Chordata, Actinopteri, Pleuronectiformes, Soleidae. Gene Ontology annotation, cellular component: plasma membrane. The record is from RefSeq and is a predicted model, not a curated record. Gene Ontology annotation, molecular function: cadmium ion transmembrane transporter activity; manganese ion transmembrane transporter activity; iron ion transmembrane transporter activity. The transcript has 17 exons. Gene Ontology annotation, biological process: metal ion transport. Bases 200 to 1888 code for a protein of 562 amino acids.